AUGGUUUACACAAUCGCCAGCCCAGAUGAGUAUCUGGCAAUUACCGGUGCAGGUGUUCGAACAGUGAAGAUUACCAAGAGCGCCUGGGUUUGGCCAUUUCAAAGAUGUCAACGGUUUAGCAUUCAGCCCCGUGAUUACAAUUUAAACCUCCAGACGAUGACCAGGGAGAAGUUGCAAUUCCUUCUUCCAGUUGUCUUCACCGUGGGCCCCUACGUGAACCAAAAAGGCGUCAUUGACGGACAUGCAACCCGAGAUGCAUCUGGAGAUGAACACGCGCCUGAUCCAGAUGAUCGUGGAGAUGCCUUGCUGAAAUACGCCAUGUUGCUUGCUGAAGGCGAGGCCACCAAGGGCGUCAGCCCAGGCCAGCAUAUCGAGAAUAUCGUCAAGGGUAUCAUUGAGGGAGAGACCCGUGUGCUUGUCAGCUCUCUUACAAUCGAGGAAAUCUUUACAGCCCGCGAGGAAUUCAAGAAGCGCAUUUUCCGGAAUAUUCAGAGCGAACUGGGCCAGUUUGGGCUGAAGAUCUAUAACGCCAAUGUGAAGGAGUUGAGGGAUGCCCCACAAUCGAGUUAUUUUGAGUCUUUGUCAAGGAAAGCUCAUGAAGGUGCUAUCAAUCAAGCUCGUAUUGAUGUUGCCGAGGCUCAAAGACGCGGUAACGUGGGAGAAGCUCAACGACAGGGAGAGCAAAACCGUGAAAUUGCUAAGAUUAACGCCGAAACCGCUGUUCAAAAGACCGAGCGAGACUCUGAGCGUGCCCAGGCAGAAGCAACCCUUGCAACUCGCAAGACCGUCUUCAAUCGCGACGUAAACAUCGCCCAAAUCGAAGCCACUCGUGCCACCGAAUCCCGUGACGAGGAGCUCAGAAAAGAGGUCGAGGUCAAGCGUGCCUUCACCGAACUUGAAAGACUCCGAGCUAGCGACGUUGUUAAGGCUACUAUCGCCCGAGAAUCUAAACAACAAGCUGCCGACGCAAAAGCCUACGAGGAGCAAGCCCAGGCCAAAGCCAGCUUCUUCAGUGAGCAGCAAGCUGCUGACGCCGCAGCCUACAAGCUCCACAAGGAAGCCGAGGCAAAAUUCUAUGCCACGACCAAGGAGGCAGAGGCCCAUCUUGUCCAGCAGCAAAAGGAAGCAGCUGGUAUAUCCGCCAUGGCAGGCGCAUAUUCCGAUCUCUCUCUCGCUUUCGGCGGUCCUGCAGGCCUGAUCCAAUAUCUCAUGAUCGAGAAGGGCGUCUACACCCAACUUGCACAUGCCAAUGCUGACGCUAUCCGUGGCCUCAAUCCCAAGAUGACGAUUUGGAAUACCGGAGCUCAGGCUGGGAGCGAAGGUGGCAAGCCGGGCGAGGGAUCGUCGAUGGGCGGCGUAGACCAGAUCAGGAAUAUGUACCAGAUGCUUCCCCCAUUGAUGAGUACGAUUAAUGAACAGACUGGAAUCACGCUCCCGGAGUGGCAGUUCGGAAAGUUGGCCGGAGAUAUUUCUGAGAGGGAGGUUAGUGGAAAGCCGAUUCAGGGAAUGGGUUCGAACGGGACAAGCGCUCAGAAGUAA
Venustampulla echinocandica is the source of this 1539-nucleotide messenger RNA. Its product is annotated as Band 7. The transcript has 3 exons. The record is from RefSeq and is a predicted model, not a curated record. Gene Ontology annotation, cellular component: plasma membrane. NCBI's taxonomy places the organism in Eukaryota, Fungi, Ascomycota, Leotiomycetes, Helotiales, Pleuroascaceae. Bases 1 to 1539 code for a protein of 512 amino acids. Gene Ontology annotation, biological process: protein localization to plasma membrane.